Messenger RNA from Penicillium macrosclerotiorum, 951 nucleotides. RefSeq lists its product as uncharacterized. The coding region runs from base 1 to 951 and encodes 316 amino acids. The transcript has a single exon. Lineage: Eukaryota; Fungi; Ascomycota; Eurotiomycetes; Eurotiales; Aspergillaceae. The record is from RefSeq and is a predicted model, not a curated record.
AUGGACUCAAUGUGGCAGGCCGUCAAGGCCUAUUUUGGAGAGAACCCCAUUCGACUGACAACCCAUUGCUGCGAGCUUCAAGCACCUUCAGUCCGCAAUGAGAAUAUCAAUUUCGGCGUAGAGAUCCCCGAGGACGUGAUGGGGCUCUUCUCCGCCAUCGGCGAUACCGUUAUGCCACCAUGUACAUGCGACAGCAUGGAUGCGCUGUGUCAGCAUAUUGAUGACUUCAUUCGCACCUCAUCGGACCGGCGAAAAGAAGAUUACAGCCUUCACAGUGGUAAGGUUGACCAGACAGCAGAGCAGGUUUGCCAAUUUGCCAUGCGUGACUCACUGCAAUGGUGGACGAUAUGGCAUGGUUCACUGGAGAAUCACCAGUGGAAGCAUUUAUAUCUGGCCUUCUGCACCAUCUCCGAUGACUUGGUGAUACCACCGCAGGACUUGGCCAAUGGCUCAUUCCGCCUACUGGGCCAUACCCUGGCUGAAGUCCUGGAAGGGCUGCGAGGCGAGGGUAUCCAUCCAAAUGAUAUCCGGCUCCUAGAGAUGUUGAUCUGGCGCCAGUAUAUCAUGCAGUAUCUGGAGAAGAUUGAUACCGGCCUUCGCCCCUUAAUAUUGGGCAAGACUACUGUGAUGACUCAAUUCCGUGUCAUGACUGCAGGUGUGCACAAUGUGGCUAUCAUUCUGCUGGCAGCCCGUGGCAUCCGAUCCCAAGGGCCGAAGGAUGCGGGCGUUGAGAUGGCAGCUAUUUGUGACUGCUUAUCCAUGGACAUUGCUAAGGAAGCACUCGGUGUCCUGAAAGGAGAAAAGACUGAAUCGGUCGCUGGCCGCAAUCGGGCACAAUUGAAACGCGAACUACGCUGGCUCUAUGUCCGCUGUAUUGAGUACCUUGACCUCCAGCCCAAUGCCAUGUUUCUUCGCCGCUAUGCUACGGGGGCUUUAUAUUUGUGCCCAUAA